This is a messenger RNA of Sus scrofa (pig), 3844 nucleotides long. RefSeq names its product protein phosphatase 4 regulatory subunit 1 (gene PPP4R1). The record is from RefSeq and is a predicted model, not a curated record. Lineage: Eukaryota; Metazoa; Chordata; Mammalia; Artiodactyla; Suidae. Gene Ontology annotation, biological process: protein dephosphorylation. Gene Ontology annotation, molecular function: protein binding; protein phosphatase regulator activity. Gene Ontology annotation, cellular component: cytoplasm.
ACCGCCUCCCGCGCGCGUCCACCGGCCGCCGCGCGCGCCGCGCUGUAGCCCCGGUCCCCGGGCGACGGCGGAGGAGGGGGCGCCGCAAGAUGGCGGACCUGUCGCUGCUCCAGGAGGACCUGCAGGAGGACGCGGACGGAUAGAUAACCGCGGUAGAAUUUGUGGUGUGUUCGGGCAGAGCUGAGAUUUACUGUGGCUACUGUCGAUCUGGUGUGGAUGACUACAGCUCAGAGUCUGAUGUGAUUAUUGUACCUUCAGCCCUGGACUUUGUCUCACAAGAUGAAAUGUUGACGCCACUGGGGAGAUUGGACAAGUAUGCUGCAAGUGAGAACGUAUUUAACAGACAAAUGGUGGCCCGGAGUCUGCUGGAUACCCUGAGGGAAGUCUGUGAUGAUGAAAGAGAUUGUGUGGCUGUUUUGGAAAGAAUUAGCAGAUUAGCUGAUGACUCAGAGCCGACCGUGCGAGCAGAGCUGAUGGAGCAGGUGCCGCACAUUGCCCUAUUUUGUCAAGAAAACCGGCCCGCCAUCCCGUAUGCCUUUUCCAAAUACCUACUGCCCAUUGUGGUGCGGUAUCUGGCAGAUCAGAACAAUCAGGUAAGAAAAACGAGUCAGGCGGCCUUGUUGGCGCUGCUUGAGCAGGAGUUAAUCGAGCGGUUCGAUGUGGAGACCAAGGUAUGCCCCGUGCUUGUCGAGCUGACUGCCCCGGACAGCAACGACGACGUGAAGACAGAAGCUGUGGCCAUAAUGUGCAAAAUGGCUCCCAUGGUUGGGAAGGACAUCACAGAACGUCUUAUCCUCCCCCGGUUUUGUGAGAUGUGCUGCGACUGCAGGAUGUUUCAUGUUCGAAAGGUCUGUGCUGCCAAUUUUGGAGAUAUUUGCAGUGUAGUUGGCCAGCAAGCUACUGAGGAAAUGCUGUUGCCCAGGUUUUUCCAGCUUUGCUCUGAUAAUGUGUGGGGAGUCCGCAAGGCUUGUGCCGAGUGCUUCAUGGCGGUUUCAUGUGCAACAUGUCAAGAAAUUCGACGGACUAAAUUAUCAGCACUAUUUAUUAAUUUGAUCAGCGAUCCUUCACGUUGGGUCCGCCAAGCAGCUUUUCAGUCUCUGGGACCUUUCAUAUCUACUUUUGCUAAUCCAUCUAGCUCAGGCCAGUAUUUUAAAGAAGAAAACAAAAGUUCAGAAGAUACAUCAGUAGAAGACAAAAAUAGGAUCAGAGACCACGAGGCCCUGGAGGAUGCAGAACUCAGGCCAGAGGAAGCUCCUGCAGUGCCGGCUGUUAGCGCCAGUGUGGAGCUGGAGGGCACAAUGACAGGAGGGGCCGAGAGCCCUAGGCAGCCCCCCGGGGAAACGGGUGCCCCACUCUCUGCCUCGUCCUCAGAAGCCCAGCCAGAGGCCGCCAGCAACGAAGGGGACGGAAAGCCUGGGAACUGCGGGUCUGUGUCGCUGUCAGAGGGGAGCUUCAGCGCACAGGAUCCGGCCCUCCCAGACCAGGACUUGUUCAACUCCUUCCACUUCUGGAGGACUCCGCUCCCCAACAUCGAUCUGGACAUGGAGCUGGAGCAGGGCACUGGGGGCACGCCCAGCCCUGAGGGAGCUGAAGAGACGCCCGAAGUCCCUGGCCCCAUUUCUGCCAACAUCACCAUGGCCACCAGGAAGGAGCUUGAGGAGAUGAUAGAAAACCUCGAGCCACACAUCGAUGACCCCGACGUGAAAGCGCAGGUGGACGUGCUGGCCGCUGCCCUGCGCGCCUCCAGCCUGGAUGCCCGCGACGAGGCCUCUGAAGCCACCAGGAGGGCCACUCAGGACGAGCCGGCUACUGGCGAGCCCCCUGGCUGUGGACUGGGCCACGAUGCCACCGGGCCACUCAUCAGCGAUGCUGUUGAGACCCUGGACUCCGCCCUGUGCUACAUUCGAGAUGAUUCGGACUUGAGCAGCAACAGCGGUUUUAGUCCUGAUGAGGAAAGGCGAUCUAAAGUGCAGGACGUGGUGCCCCAGGCCCUGCUGGAUCAGUAUCUGUCCAUGACCGACCCCUCCCGGGCACAGACGGUGGACACAGAGAUCGCCAAGCACUGCGCCUACAGCCUCCCGGGUGUGGCACUGACGCUGGGCCGGCAGAACUGGCACUGCCUCAGGGAGACCUACGAGGCCCUGGCCUCUGACAUGCAGUGGAAGGUUCGGCGAACACUGGCCUUCUCCAUCCACGAGCUUGCCGUCAUCCUUGGAGAUCAGUUGACAGCUGCAGAUUUGGUUCCAAUUUUUAAUGGAUUUUUAAAAGACCUCGAUGAGGUCAGAAUAGGUGUCCUUAAACACUUGCACGAUUUUCUGAAGCUUCUUCAUAUUGACAAAAGAAGAGAAUAUCUCUAUCAACUUCAGGAGUUUUUGGUGACAGAUAAUAGUCGAAAUUGGCGCUUUCGAGCCGAGCUGGCUGAACAGCUGAUCUUACUCCUGGAACUGUACAGCCCCAGAGAUGUCUAUGACUAUUUGCGCCCCAUUGCCCUGAACCUGUGUGCAGAUAAAGUGUCUUCCGUCCGCUGGAUUUCCUACAAGCUGGUUAGCGAGAUGGUGCGCAAGCUGCACCAGGCCGCGCCACCCUCCUUCGGGGUGGACCUCAUCCGCGAGCUGGUGGAGAGCUUCGGCCGCUGCCCGCGCUGGUCAGGGCGCCAGGCCUUUGUUUUCGUCUGCCAGACUGUCAUUGAAGAUGACUGCCUUCCCAUGGACCAGUUUGCUCUGCACCUGAUGCCGCACCUGCUCACUUUGGCCAACGACAGGGUGCCAAAUGUUCGUGUGCUGCUUGCAAAGACCUUAAGACAGACUCUACUAGAAAAAGAAUGUUUCCUCACCUCUGCCAGCUGCCACCAGGAGGCCGUGGAACAGACCAUCAUGGCUCUUCAGAUGGAUCGUGACAGUGAUGUCAAGUACUUCGCCAGCAUCCACCCAGCCAGCACCAAGGUCUCUGAAGACGCCCUGAGCACGGCUUCCUCGACCUACUAGCCGGCCUGACCAGGUUCCCUGCUUCCAGGGGGCCGAGGCCCGGCACACGCCCCACGUGGCCCGGGACAGCCGGGGGGGGCACCGCCCUCCCUCGCAGACUUAACUGCAGGUGCAAGUUGCCUACACCGAUACCAGGGAUUUUCAGAGUCAAGAGAAAGUACAGUAAACACUCUUAUCUUACCUUGACUCGAAGGGAAAGUCUUUCUCAGAGGAUUGUAAUUGUCACCGAAGCCUUAAAUCCUUCCGUCUUCCUGACUGAAUGAAACUUGAAUUGGCCGAGCGUUUUCCUUGUGGAGGACGAGACGCCCCGAGGCCCGCAUUGCUUUCUGCCGGUUCCCUGGAACCACCGAGUUGGAAGCGCGGCUGUGAGGCGGCUGCGAGGAGAGGGACGGGAGAGACCUCCAUCCAGUGUUAGCGCUCGCUCCUUCCACGCAGGCCGGGACCUGCGGGCUCUGCAGCCAGCUGCCGGUCCAGCCCGCCGUGUGAAUAGUGCCGACGUGUGUACGCGGGAAAGGAGAUAUUUUUUGGAUUUCUCCUAAGGGCUUGAUGCUAACACUAAGUAGAAUCUGAUUUUAACUCUUAAAUGCAGCACAUUGCUGCCCACAUUUACGGAGCGUUUGCUGAGUCUUUGUGUCCUGAUUCUUUUUCAUGCUGGUCAUGACCCGAAGGAAAUUUAUGAGCACGUGUUCUGUACGGCAGGCGUUUUUAACUUGAUCAUGAUCGGCUCUGAGGUGCAACUUCGUCUCCCAUGCUGUACAUACCUGGGACCACUCUGGGGAGGGCCGCAGCCUUUAAUCAUGCUGUUCAGCUGCUGUGCACAAGUUCUCUCGUCCAAAUAAAAUUUAUUACUAAGAUCUAUA